Messenger RNA from Dipodomys spectabilis (banner-tailed kangaroo rat), 3966 nucleotides. RefSeq names its product cullin 2 (gene Cul2). Gene Ontology annotation, cellular component: SCF ubiquitin ligase complex; Cul2-RING ubiquitin ligase complex. The record is from RefSeq and is a predicted model, not a curated record. The transcript has 21 exons. Gene Ontology annotation, biological process: SCF-dependent proteasomal ubiquitin-dependent protein catabolic process; protein ubiquitination. NCBI's taxonomy places the organism in Eukaryota, Metazoa, Chordata, Mammalia, Rodentia, Heteromyidae. Gene Ontology annotation, molecular function: ubiquitin protein ligase binding. The coding region runs from base 191 to 2428 and encodes 745 amino acids.
GGCGGCCGGCCGGGAGGCGGCCUCGGCUCGCAGUAAUGGCAGCGCUGUGAGCGGGGGAACGCGAGCUGACAGCCGCCGCCGCCCACCUUCCGCGCCGGGCUCCGUCCUGCUCGCCCGCGGGCGGCCUCCCCUCCCCGGCCCCUGCCCCGCGUCCUGCCUCCGCAGAAGGUUUCAACACUAAACUUGCACAAUGUCUUUGAAACCAAGAGUGGUAGAUUUCGAUGAAACAUGGAACAAGCUCCUAACUACAAUCAAAGCCGUUGUCAUGUUGGAGUAUGUUGAAAGAGCAACAUGGAACGACCGCUUCUCAGAUAUCUAUGCUUUAUGUGUGGCCUAUCCUGAACCGCUUGGAGAAAGACUUUAUACAGAAACAAAGAUUUUUUUGGAAAGUCAUGUUCGGCAUUUGCACAAGAGAGUUUUGGAAUCUGAAGAACAAGUACUUGUAAUGUAUCAUAGGUAUUGGGAAGAAUAUAGCAAGGGUGCAGACUAUAUGGACUGCUUAUAUAGGUAUCUCAACACUCAGUUUAUUAAAAAGAAUAAGUUGACUGAAGCUGAUCUUCAGUAUGGCUAUGGUGGAGUAGAUAUGAAUGAACCACUUAUGGAAAUAGGAGAGCUAGCAUUGGAUAUGUGGAGGAAAUUGAUGGUUGAACCUCUUCAGACCAUCCUUAUCCGAAUGCUGCUUCGAGAAAUUAAAAAUGACCGUGGCGGAGAAGACCCAAACCAGAAAGUAAUCCAUGGGGUUAUUAACUCCUUUGUUCAUGUUGAACAGUAUAAGAAAAAAUUUCCCUUAAAGUUUUAUCAGGAAAUCUUUGAGUCUCCCUUUCUGAUUGAAACAGGAGAGUAUUAUAAACAAGAAGCUUCAAAUUUGUUACAAGAAUCAAAUUGCUCACAGUAUAUGGAAAAGGUUCUAGGUAGAUUAAAAGAUGAAGAAAUUCGAUGUCGAAAAUACUUAAAUCCAAGUUCAUAUACUAAAGUGAUCCAUGAAUGUCAACAACGAAUGGUAGCAGACCACUUACAGUUCUUACAUGCGGAGUGUCAUAAUAUCAUUCGGCAAGAGAAAAAAAAUGACAUGGCAAAUAUGUAUGUCUUACUUCGUGCUGUGUCCUCUGGCUUACCUCACAUGAUUCAGGAGCUGCAGAAUCAUAUCCAUGAUGAGGGUCUCAGAGCAACCAGUACCCUUACUCAGGAAAAUAUGCCAACACUAUUUGUGGAGUCAGUUUUGGAAGUACAUGGUAAAUUUGUUCAGUUAAUCAACACUGUUUUGAAUGGUGACCAGCAUUUUAUGAGUGCAUUGGAUAAGGCCCUUACAUCAGUUGUAAAUUACAGAGAGCCCAAAUCAGUUUGCAAAGCACCAGAACUGCUUGCUAAGUACUGUGACAAUUUGCUAAAAAAGUCAGCAAAAGGGAUGACUGAGAAUGAAGUAGAAGACAAACUCACAAGCUUCAUUACUGUUUUCAAAUAUAUUGAUGAUAAAGAUGUUUUCCAAAAGUUCUAUGCAAGAAUGUUGGCGAAACGUCUAAUUCAUGGGUUAUCAAUGUCUAUGGAUUCUGAAGAAGCCAUGAUCAAUAAAUUAAAGCAAGCCUGUGGUUAUGAGUUUACCAGCAAGCUACAUCGGAUGUACACAGAUAUGAGUGUCAGUGCUGAUCUCAACAAUAAGUUCAACAACUUUAUCAAAAACCAAGACACAGUAAUAGAUUUGGGAAUUAGUUUUCAAAUCUAUGUUCUACAGGCUGGCGCUUGGCCUCUUACUCAAGCUCCUUCAUCUACAUUUGCAAUUCCCCAGGAAUUAGAAAAAAGUGUACAGAUGUUUGAAUUAUUUUAUAGCCAGCAUUUCAGUGGAAGGAAACUUACAUGGUUACAUUAUCUCUGUACAGGUGAAGUUAAAAUGAACUAUUUGGGCAAACCAUAUGUUGCCAUGGUUACAACAUACCAAAUGGCAGUUCUUCUUGCCUUUAACAACAGUGAAACUGUCAGCUAUAAAGAGCUUCAAGACAGCACACAGAUGAAUGAAAAGGAGCUGACCAAAACAAUCAAAUCAUUACUAGAUGUGAAAAUGAUUAACCAUGACUCAGAAAAGGAAGACAUCGAUGCAGACUCUUCAUUUUCAUUAAAUAUGAACUUCAGCAGUAAAAGAACAAAAUUUAAAAUUACUACAUCAAUGCAGAAAGACACACCACAGGAAAUGGAGCAGACUAGAAGUGCUGUAGAUGAGGACCGGAAAAUGUAUCUCCAGGCUGCUAUCGUGCGUAUAAUGAAAGCACGGAAAGUGCUUCGGCACAAUGCCCUUAUUCAAGAGGUGAUUAGUCAAUCAAGAGCUAGGUUUAAUCCCAGUAUCAGCAUGAUUAAGAAAUGUAUUGAAGUUCUCAUAGACAAACAGUACAUUGAGCGCAGCCAAGCAUCCGCAGAUGAAUACAGCUAUGUCGCUUGAUGCCACUGUCCCCCAUGUGGAUAUGAGAAGAUCAUUGCCAUCACCAUUCGGUGUGUUCCUGUGGGAAAAAGCAGGCCUGUGCCUCCAUAAUUUGGUCAUUUGGCAGCCCCUGUUUUCUGCUGUUUACAACAUCACCAGUGCCACGUCAUGAGCGUCAAAGAAAAUGCCUAGAGAUAUUUCCAGCUCAUGUCAUCACGACAUUUCUUAAAACUUUAUGAAAGAAUGAGUGAAGUAUUGCUGAAAUGUGGAAAUCUGGUUGGGUACCAUGCUUUUUCUCCCCUUCACGUUUGCAGUUGAUGUGUUUUUUUUUUUUUUUUUAAUGUAUCUUAAAGGACAUAAAAUAAGAACUUAAAUAUUGUAAUAUGACAGAUAACCUAAUAAUUGUAUCUACAUUAAAAUGACAAACAUGAUAUUGCUGCUUGUCAAAUAAAAAAAUAAAGAAGUAGAAUGCCUUUUUUUAUGUGGUUGGAAUAUCAAGUUGGCCACAAAAUAAUACAUAUAAAUGUUCAUGAGUCAUCCAAGCAGUGGAUGCAAUCUUAGUUGCUGUUGUUUUUGUUUUCUCAGUACUGUGGUUUGAACUCAAGGCCUUCUAUUUUGCUAGGCAGUUGCUCUACAACUUGAGCCACACCCCGAGGCCUUUUUGUUCUCACUAUUUUUGGACUGGCCUAGCUUGCUGUCCUUUUAUUUAUACUUCCCACUUAGUUGGGAUGAUGCACACACCACUAUGCCCAGCUUUUAUUGGUUCAGUUUUAUUGGGGUCUCACCAGCUUUUUGCCCUGGCUGUUCUUCAACCGUGAUCCUCCUGAUCUCGGCCCCCCAAGUUUGUAGAUGUAAGCCAUUGAGCUUCCAGUUUUAUUUCUUAUCCGAGUAGCUUAAUUCACUUGGACUUCUGUUAACUCCAUGAAAAUGUCCUGUCUGCAUAAAGAUGCAUUUAGCACAAACAUGCUUUAUUUAAAGAGUAGAACAAUAAUACCCCUGAGUAUUUUGCAUAUUGAAAAUAGAGUUUCUGGUGCUAUGCUAUCAUAGGAAAGAAGCAGGGGGGGGGAGGUAGGUAGUGACCUCAGACCUGGCAUAGAAGGAACUUUCCAUUCACAUUUCAUUCACAUUUAUCUUCUGUGCUCAUGAAACAUCAGUUCUGACCUAGAAUGAUAAUGCUCACUCUGCCUCCCCUGAGUUGUAGAAAAUUCUGUGAUUUCACAGUUCUUUCCAGCUCGCCCUCUUUGUCAUUUGUCCCCUUCCUUCCCCAUUGUUGACAAGCAGGUUCAGUCUGCAUGGCACACCACAACAGUGCUCCUUAGGGAGGAUGUGAGAUUCCAUUACUUCAUUUGGUCCACAUCAGCAGACAUGUUGAACACUUUGUUUGAUCAUGUUUCUAUCUGCCCACAGUCCUCAUAGCUUUACAGGGUUUUUUCUAACCUGGAAUAAAGCGUAUCUCACAACUAUUUCACUUAUGAUACUUUUGUUUGUAUCUUUAACAGAUAGGCCUUAUGAAAAACCAAACUACAACUAUUCCCAGCAAAUAAAGAAUAAUUACUUGA